Closterium sp. Naga37s-1 is the source of this 1191-nucleotide messenger RNA. NCBI's taxonomy places the organism in Eukaryota, Viridiplantae, Streptophyta, Zygnematophyceae, Desmidiales, Closteriaceae. The record is from the annotation of a GenBank genome assembly.
AUGUCACCUCUCUGUCGCCUUCCCGUCACCUCCCCGUCACCUCCCUGUUGCAUCCCCAUCCUCUCCCCGUCGCCUCCCCAUAACCUACGCAUCGCCUCCCCAUCCCCUCACCGUCGCCUCCCCGUCGCCUCCCCGUCGCCUCCCCGUCGCCUUCCCGUCACCUCCCCAUCACCUCCCCGUCGCAUCCCCGUCCCGUCCCCGUCGCCUACCCGUCGCCUCCCCGUCACCUUCCCGUCGUCUCCUCUUCGCCUUCCCUCCUCCACCCGCACCCGGUACGUCACUCACUCCCCGCACCCAGUCCGCCACCCGUACCCCGCACAUGGUCUGCCGACCGCACCCCGCACCCAGUCCACCACCCAGCACCCUGUAUGCUACCCGCACCCCGCAACCCUCAGGCUCCCCGCACCCAGUGAGGCAACCCACGUCCCCCCCCAGAUAGAAGGCCCUGCAGCCUUCCCGUCACCUCCCCGUCACCUCCCUGUCGCAUCCCCGUCCUCUCCCUGUCGCCUCCCCAUAACCUACGCGUCGCCUCCCCCAUCCCCUCACCGUCGCCUCCCCGUCGCCUCCCCGUCGCCUUCCCGUCACCUCCCCAUCACCUCCCCGUCGCAUCCCCGUCCCGUCCCCGUCGCCUACCCGUCGCCUCCCCGUCACCUUCCCGUCGCAUCCCCUUCGCCUUCCCGUAACCUCCCCGUUGCCUCCUCGUCUACCCCCCCCCCCCCCAACCCCCUACGUCACCCGCGCCCAGUCCUCCACCCGCACCCGAGUUCUGCCCCCUGCCCUCCACAGCAGUUCAUUCGGAACUCCCUCGCCCUUCUCCCCAUGAUUCACUCGCUCCUCAUGGCCGCCUUCCAUCCGUUCCUCUCUCCUUGGCCCUUUCCAUUCCUUCCCUGGCCUCUCGGGCCCGUUCCGCGCCAUACGCCAAACUUCUGCCCUCCAUUCUGCUCUCCUGCUGAUUCCAUCUCGUCUCGCUGCGCCUCUCCCUCGGGCCCCUCCACUCCUCUGCCUGCUCCCAUUGUCAAGCUGGCGAGUUGUACGCCUUCUUCCAUCCUCCUUGGCUCGUCUCGUGCCGUCGCUGUCUUUCCGGCGAAGGUGACCACGCGUCUUCCCUCCUGCCACGCUGUCGGUGGUGCUCUGGUGAGCGCUUCUCUCUCUGCUAGCGGCGCAUGUCUGGCGACCGGGACCCACCGCUAG